Molecule: messenger RNA, 1068 nt
Organism: Dissoconium aciculare CBS 342.82
Lineage: Eukaryota; Fungi; Ascomycota; Dothideomycetes; Mycosphaerellales; Dissoconiaceae
Product: G-protein alpha subunit
Exons: 5
Coding region: 1-1068 (355 amino acids)
Biological process (GO): G protein-coupled receptor signaling pathway; Rho protein signal transduction
Cellular component (GO): heterotrimeric G-protein complex
Molecular function (GO): G protein-coupled receptor binding; G-protein beta/gamma-subunit complex binding; guanyl nucleotide binding
Source: RefSeq, a predicted model, not a curated record
AUGUGUUUCGGCGGCAGCAGCAAAGAUGAUGCCGGUGCGCAAAAGAGCAAGGAAAUCGAGCGCCAGCUCAAGGACGACCAACGCAAACUGGCCAAGGAGGUCAAGCUGUUGUUGCUUGGAGCGGGCGAGUCGGGCAAAUCAACUGUCCUCAAGCAGAUGCGCUUAAUCCACUCCAAGGGUUUCACACCAGCGGAGCGGAACCAAUGGAAGGUCACCAUCUUCCAGAAUCUUUUGCAGUCGUUCCAGACGAUCUCGGGCGCGAUGGAGGAACAGGAGGUGGAAUUUGAGGACAAGAAGAAUCUCCGUUUCGCCGAGCUUAUCUUUUCCGAUCCUGAUAUUGGACCGAACGAGCCAAUGCCAAUCGAUUGCCUGAACGCCUUCAGAAGUCUCUGGAAUGACACAGGUGUGCAGGCGGCAAUCAGCAAAGGCAACAAAUACGCGCUCCACGACAAUCUCUCAUAUUUCUUCACUAACAUCGAGCGAUUGUUUGCCAAAGACUACAUACCAAGCGACCAAGAUAUUCUUAGGGCACGACUUCGAACGACGGGUAUAACAGAGACCAUCUUUGAGACUGGCCCGCUUACUUACCGUAUGUUCGAUGUCGGAGGACAAAGGUCAGAACGUAAGAAGUGGAUUCGUGUCUUUGACGGAGUCAAUGUCGUGCUCUUUCUGGUCGCGCUCAGCGGCUACGAUCACGUGCUGGUAGAAGAUCGGAAUGGAAAUCAAAUGCAAGAAGCUCUCAUGCUAUUUGAGAGCAUCGCAAACAGCGUCUAUUUCCAGAGAUCGGCUCUUAUUCUCUUCCUCAACAAAAAGGACAUUUUCCGCGAGAAAAUCAUGUCCGGGCGGUCGCCCAUUCAGGAGCACUUCCCAGAUUACUCUGGGCAGCCUUCCGAUGUUGAGGCAGGCCAAGAGUUCUUCAGCCGCAAAUUCAAGAACCUCGUCCGGGAUCCCGACAAGAUUGCAUAUGUCCACUUCACCAACGCCACAGACACGAAUUUAUUAGAAAACACGAUGCGCAACGUACAGGACAUGAUUGUCCAACGUAAUUUGAACAAUCUCAUGCUGUGA